This is a messenger RNA of Aegilops tauschii subsp. strangulata, 2215 nucleotides long. RefSeq names its product pathogenesis-related protein 1. The record is from RefSeq and is a predicted model, not a curated record. Gene Ontology annotation, cellular component: cytoplasm; nucleus. Gene Ontology annotation, molecular function: signaling receptor activity; protein phosphatase inhibitor activity; abscisic acid binding. Gene Ontology annotation, biological process: abscisic acid-activated signaling pathway; defense response. Lineage: Eukaryota; Viridiplantae; Streptophyta; Magnoliopsida; Poales; Poaceae.
GGUUGAUACUGGCACAGAUUCUUUUUUUUUUUCAUCCAUCUAUAAGGCUAAAAGUAUGCAAGUUGUCAACAGUCUUAACGCUUCAGUUAUAAUGUUAUAAUUGAUGGUGUGUUUCUCUUUUGUCAGGUCGACAAGGAUGCAAAUGAUGUGCUAUGAGAGAAGAAGCCGCAUUCGCCACAACCCAGUCUGAUGAAGAGGAAGAUGAAGAAGAAGAAACUGAUGAAAUGGUGUGCCACGAAGAAGUUGCCUGAAAAUUGUGUUGAUGCUGAAUAUAAGUGUCACCCACAGCGCCCUUGCUAGUAUGUCUUGCUGUAUUUUCCAGCCUUGUUGCAGAUAGUAGAGUUGGUAAAACAAAGCCACGCCGUCAAGGUUCCGCAUUGUUUCGACAACAGGCUUAUCUCAUCUCUUCCCGUUGUCUGCCGGAUUGUUUGGCUGUGAAUUGGCCAAAAUAUGACCUGAGUUGGCAUGCCAGUAAUCUUAACACAAGCGCAGCACUGGCCUAAUCUCGUCAACACAGCCAAACCUGGAUCGGUGAUGCUUGCAAGUUGAGGCUACAACAUGUACACUUAAAAAUAAGCCAAAGAGGACAUAUAGUAGAGCUGAUCAGUGAUCGCCGUAUAGUUUAGAGAUGUUGCAGAAAGAAAUAUACCCAGCAACUGAAGCUUUCUUUCUGGUCGUCUUCGGUUGAUACUGGCAUAGUUUUUUUGUCAUCCAUCUGUAUUUCAUUAUUUUUUUUGUAUAAAAGAAGGGCUCUCCCCUUCCGAUUUCCAUAAAAGAAACCAAAGCAAGUUUGAUCUUACAAGAGCACGAAACCACCCACUGCUACAUCAUCCAUCUGUAAUAUAAGGCUAAAAGUCCACAAGAAUGCAAAUGAUGUACUAUGAGAGAAGAAGCUGGAUUCGCCGCAGCCCAGUCUGAUGAAGAGGAAGAAGAAGAAACUGAUGAAAUGGUGUACCACAAAGAGGUUGCCCGAAAAUAGUGUCGAUGCAGCGUCACCCACAGUACCCUUAUUAGUACUAUGUCUUGCUGUAUUUUCCAGCCUUGUUGCGUAUAGUAGAGUUGGUAAAACAAAGCAAUGCCGUCAAGGAUCCGCAUUGUUUUGACAACAGGCUUUAUCUCAUCUCUUCCCCUGACUUUUUCCUUCCCUGGCGCGCCAAGUCAUUAUCCAAAGAAACUGAAUGAAGUAGAUGCAAGCUUGCACUGCUGACUAAGAAUGCAUAUGCGACUAUGCAAGCGUGCUUCCAAUCAGUUCAGUAAUUCAGUUCGUUCCAUGGCUCUGACCACACCAACCCCAGAAAAACUGGACGCCCGGCCCGGCAUGGCGCCUCCCUCACCGGACCGGUCCGUCCGGCCAAGCCUAGCUUCACCACCAACCCCGGCCUUGGAGUCGCCGAGUUUAUUUAUAGGGGGCUACAUCCGCUCUCCAGGCAGACCAGCACGAGUUGACUUGAUCAUCACACACGCAGGCACGAACAGCGCGCGAUGGCCUCCACCAGCAGCUGGGCGCACGAGAUCGAGGCGUCCGUGGCGGCGCCACGGCUGUUCCGCGCCGGCGUCAUGGACUGGCACACGCUGGCGCCCAAGCUCGCCCCGCAGGUCGUCGCCAGCGCCCACCCCGUCGAGGGCGAGGGCGGCGUCGGCAGCGUCAGGCAGUUCAACUUCACCUCAGCCAUGCCCUUCAGCGUCGUGAAGGAGAGGCUCGACUUUCUGGACGCGGACGGGUGCGAGUGCCGGUCGACCCUCCUCGAGGGCGGGCACGUCGGCACGGUCAUCGAGACGGCCACGUCGUGCAUCAAGGUGGAGCCGGCGGCCGGCGGCGGCAGCGUCGUCAAGGUGGAGUCCACGUACAAGCUGCUGCCGGGCGUGGAGGAGGCCCAGUACGAGGUCGCCAAGGCCAAGGAGUCCGUCACCGCCAUCUUUAAGGCCGCCGAGGCGUACCUCAUCGCCAACCCGGACGCCUACAACUAAAUCAACUAUCUUUGUGUGUUUGCUUCCCAAUCCAAUAAGGCUGCUCCAGCCUCCAGGUGUGUAGCUAGUGGCGCGAGAGCAGUGAGCAAGGACGUGGAUCUGGACUUGAAGUUAAAAGGUUGUGUAUUUUGUAGCUGUCAAAGAGUGGAUUUGAUUGAUGAUGUUGCUUGCUUAUGUGUGUGUGGUUUUACACAUGAAUAAAAGGGUGUAUUUGAUGAUUGAGAUACAAUAUACAUAGUCACGCCGA